Messenger RNA from Orcinus orca (killer whale), 1082 nucleotides. RefSeq lists its product as uncharacterized. Bases 361 to 678 code for a protein of 105 amino acids. The transcript is spliced from 3 exons. NCBI's taxonomy places the organism in Eukaryota, Metazoa, Chordata, Mammalia, Artiodactyla, Delphinidae. The record is from RefSeq and is a predicted model, not a curated record.
UUGACAAUAUUUACUUAUUUCCCCCCACCUCACUCACACCCAUGCUCCCCCGCCCUAGUUCCCUUAAAGAGUUCCAGGAGAAAAUUUUCUCCCCUCAAGAAAGGAAAGAGAAAGUCCAGCCGCUAUACGGCAAUACUUUUAAGCUCGACUAAAUGAUCGUAUCCUUUUCUGGCUUCGAAACUUUUGUACCUAAAAAUCGAGAGAGGCGCUGCAUUUUUUCAGCUGAAACUGUCAAAACUUGGAGAAGGGGAACCUCGGAGGCAGGCAGGAGAGGAGGAGAAUCCUGCAACUCGGUGGAGGUUGGGAAGAUGCUGUGCCUCGAGGAUUAGUUUAAACAGGGGGCUAUAAAAGAUGUAACAGAUGCAAACUGUAACACAAGGGCCAUUAACCCCUUCUCUGCCGAACACACUCAGUCCCCACGCCCCGCACCUAUUGUCUCCUGUGCUAGCAGCUUUGCGGAAAACCUGGAAAUUUUGGCCAGAAAUGGUGAGAAGAAAAAGCAUGAAGAAGCCGCGAAGUGUGGGGGAGAAAAAGGUGGAAGCGAAGAAACAGCUCCCGGAGCAAACUGUACAAAACCUCGCCAAGAGUGUCGGGAGGCAGGACCGUUAUUCCUGCGGAGCAGGAGAGAGAGAGACCCUGAAACACGCGCCACCUAUCUUUGUGGGGAGGGAUAAUUGAAGCGCCCUGAGCGUGAGCAUCAUGUGAAAACGUGAUCGCCAAGUUUCUCUCUGGGAAAGGAUCUGGGAUAGAUUAUACCUUGAAGUCUCCGCAAACGCUUUAGUGGAAGAAAUGAAAUUCCACCUCCCUCCCUUCCUCUCUCCCUCCCUCUCGCCUCCCUCCCUCCCUUCUCCACGCCCCCCCCCCCCCCCCCCCCCGUCAAGCCUUUGGCAUCAUUAUCCUCAUCACUAAAUCCUACAGAGUACAGGGCGGAAAACGGUGCACACCAUUCACAGAACUGGAGAACUCUAAGGGGCGAAAGUUAAAGGGAAAGAUCCCGGUUCCUCAAUCCAGAUCGCCUCUUCUUAUACAGAUGUCUCUAAUGACCAGGUUUGAGAUGCACAUUAAAUUGUGUGGAUUUCUCA